Opisthorchis viverrini is the source of this 2257-nucleotide messenger RNA. RefSeq lists its product as hypothetical. Gene Ontology annotation, molecular function: phosphoacetylglucosamine mutase activity; magnesium ion binding. Bases 14 to 2158 code for a protein of 714 amino acids. Gene Ontology annotation, biological process: carbohydrate metabolic process; UDP-N-acetylglucosamine biosynthetic process. NCBI's taxonomy places the organism in Eukaryota, Metazoa, Platyhelminthes, Trematoda, Opisthorchiida, Opisthorchiidae. The transcript has 9 exons. The record is from RefSeq and is a predicted model, not a curated record.
AUUUUCUGUUUCGAUGGCCACCGCCACUAUUCGUAAGGCUGUUGCAGAUGCCCUUACUGGGGUCUGCAUUCCAACCCCGUUUUGUCUUGCUUAUGGAACAGCUGGGUUCCGGUGUUUCUCUGAAAAGCUCAAGGGUGUUUCUUUGCGGGUUGGAGUGCUAGCUGCGUUGCGUUCUCUUCUUAGGAAUGGAAAAUUCGUUGGGGUUAUGAUUACAGCCUCCCACAAUCCGUCACACGACAACGGUAUAAAAAUUGUCGAUCCUGAUGGGGGAAUGCUGGAGACUAACUGGGAAUCUGUUGUUGUUGAUUUCAUGCACUGCAAUGCGAAUCUCACGGCUCACUGGAUCGAGAAGAGAUUGAAACAUGUACAGGACACAUUGACUCCACAUGUUGUUGUGGGCUAUGAUACGCGGGAGAGUUCGCCAUCUUUGGCAGAAGAGGUCGUUCAAGGGGUCCAUCUGAUGCAGGGCCUCUGCACCCAGCUUGGGUUGAUUACAACUCCACAGCUACACUAUGCUGUUCGGUACAUGAACACUGCAACAGCUUCGGAGCCCUCUGAUUAUCUCCUCCAACCGGACCUAGAUCGGGUUUACAUCGAGUAUUUUGCCAGUCAGUUUACUGCUGGUAUGAAUGCCUUGACAACAGAAUCCGUUCAUACUCGCCAUCCGAUUGAGCUGAAUGUAGACUGUGCUCAUGGUGUUGGAAGCCUGGCGUUGGCGAAGUUGAAUGCCACUCUGGCCCAGUGUGGUCAGCCGGCACCGAUUCGGUUCCGUCUGUUCAAUACAGAAGUGAACAAGCGAGAACUACUGAAUUCAAACUGUGGAGCAGACUUUGUGAAGAUAACACUAAAGGCACCUGAGCUCUACCCUUCAGACAUGGAUGCCUCCUGUUCAUUGGAAGCUCGCUGGGCCACUAUCGAUGGGGACGCAGAUCGUUUGUUGUACUUCUACCACACACCCGAAACGGGUCCGGAUGACCUUCUACAUCCAUCUCGUAUCGUCCUGCUGGAUGGAGACCGCAUCGCCUGUCUGUUUGCGAGCUUCUUGACUACGAUACUGCGCGAGUCUCUUCUAACCGAGAGGUUCAAAGUCGGUGUGGUACAAACGGCCUACGCGAACGCCUCGUCCACUCUGUACUUACGCGACGAAUUAACAGUAACGGUUCUCUGUGUGCCAACCGGAGUGAAACAUCUACACCGAGCUGCACUGGAUUUCGACUUCGGAAUAUAUUUCGAGGCUAAUGGACAUGGAACAGUUUUAUUUUCCGACGCGGUUAUUGAAUAUGCCAGGCAAAAUCUUGACCCGAUUCACCCUUUGGCCGUCUUCAUUGGCCUGACAAACACGACUGUUGGUGAUGCAAUCGCCGACAUACUGUUGGUGGAAUUUGUGUUGAGUUGGCAUGGAUGGUCCCUAAAGCAAUGGCACGAUAUGUACACGGAGUUGGCCUCUAGACAAAUCAAGGUCAGUGUGAGCCAACCAUCCUCCAUACAAACGACUGAUGCCGAGCGUCGUGUCUGUUCUCCCUUGGCACUACAAGGUUCUCUGCAGCGACCAGCUACGAUCAGAGAUUCACAUAACCUAAGCCCAGCACUUAGGACUGAUGACUCCGUUCGUCAUGCAUCGGUUUUGCGUGCAGCAUCUGCUCGUCACAUGGUGCCGACAUCUUCAGGAAUCUCCAAAUCAGUCCUCAAGCCUCGACACUUAGUCUAUCUGGCCGCGUUCAAUGUCCGCACUCUGAAGCAAGCAGGACAACAAGCUGCUCUUGCACUCACACUGGACUCGCUUGGCAUUGAUGUGUGCUGUGUCUCAGAAACGAGAAUUCAAGAUGCAAGCACAGUGAUUGAGUUAACCGCCCCGUCAGUCUCCACUCGCUUCUGGCUACUCACCUCUGGUGAUCCAGAGGCUGCUGCGGCGGGAUGUGCAGGGGAAUCGAUUGACGACAUAGUGCAUUCCGUAGAGCGAGCAACCAAAGCGCCAGGAAAGUCGAGGGCAUUUGUUCGUCCAUCUGGAACUGAAAAUAUUGCUCGAGUUUAUGCGGAAUCGAUUGACCAAACUUGGGCCGAUUGGUUAGCUCAGAAAGUUGCAGUGGCCACCCACCACUUUGUCGGUGGUGACCAGCAACCCGCGGAUCCCGGACCAAUGCCCACAUUCAAUCAAUAAACAUUGCUCUAUUUUUUAUUAUGGACAUAGCUAUUUUCUAUUUUACUUAUUCUUUGUGAUUGAUCUGUGAUUAAUGCGAAUAAAGUUGGUGGUGUACGG